Messenger RNA from Triticum dicoccoides, 1294 nucleotides. RefSeq names its product coatomer subunit epsilon-1. The transcript is spliced from 7 exons. Gene Ontology annotation, biological process: endoplasmic reticulum to Golgi vesicle-mediated transport; retrograde vesicle-mediated transport, Golgi to endoplasmic reticulum; intra-Golgi vesicle-mediated transport. Gene Ontology annotation, molecular function: protein binding; structural molecule activity. Bases 107 to 970 code for a protein of 287 amino acids. NCBI's taxonomy places the organism in Eukaryota, Viridiplantae, Streptophyta, Magnoliopsida, Poales, Poaceae. Gene Ontology annotation, cellular component: COPI vesicle coat. The record is from RefSeq and is a predicted model, not a curated record.
GAACCCAAGCAAUUCAUUCUUCUUUCCCGAGAUCUCCCACUCGCCUCCCCGCGUCGCCGUCGAACCCACUCCGCCGCUCCGUCGCCGGCAGCGCCCCCCUCCCGCGAUGGCCACCCCCGACCUCCUCUUCAACCUGCGCAACCUCUUCUACCUCGGCGCCUACCAGUCCGCCAUCAACAACAGCGACGUCCCGGGCCUCGACGCCGACGCCGCGGCCGAGCGCGACGUCAUCGUCUUCCGCUCCUACAUCGCCCUCGGAUCCUACCAGCUGGUGAUCAGCGAGAUCGACUCGUCGGCGGCGACGUCGCUGCAGGCCGUCAAGCUGCUCGCGCUCUACCUCACCGGAGACAAGGAAGGUGCGAUCUCCAGCCUGAAGGAAUGGUUGAGUGAUUCAGCUAUAGGAAGCAAUCCUGUUCUGCGAUUGAUUGCUGGAAUUAUAUUUAUGCAUGAGCAAGACUACAAUGAGGCUCUCAAGCACACACACACUGGGGGGACUCUGGACCUGCAUGCACUGAAUGUCCAGAUCUUCCUUAAGAUGCACCGGUCAGAUUAUGCUGACAAGCAACUGAAGAUCAUGCAACAAACCGACGAGGACCAUACACUGACACAACUAGCAAAUGCUUGGCUCGAUAUUGCUGUUGGUGGCUCUAAGAUCCGGGAAGCUUAUCUCAUAUUCCAGGACUUUGCUGAAAAGUACCCUAUGACUGGAAUGGUUCUUAAUGGCAAGGCAGUUUGCUGUAUGCAUAUGGGGAGCUUUGAGGAGGCUGAAACUCUAUUGCUUGAAGCCCUAAACAAGGAUGCAAAGGAUCCUGAAACUCUUGCCAAUCUUAUUGUAUGUAAUCUCCACCUUGGCAAACCGUCGUCACGAUACUUCAGCCAGCUGAAGCUGUCGCACCCUAAUCACGUGCUAGUUAAGACCACCACGUCAGCGGAGGAUAAUUUCGAGAGGGCACUCCAAGCCGUCGCCUGAAACACCCCUGCCUCAUUCCAGUUUGCGCAUUGAGCAUCCCCUGUUCCAUUUUGAAGUGCUUUAACAGAGUGAAUUGUAUUGGUUUUGCUUUAUAUUGUUCUGUGGUAACACACCGCUCGGCCAACCCUGUACUCAAACACAAACACCUGCUGUAUGAACGGAUAUAUAUGUAGAAUCUCCAAUCAUGGCAUUUGUUGUCAACAUCGGUAUCUUGUUAUGUUGUGCUGGCUAAUUCCUCCGCCAGCGACGUGUCUGGAUCAUGUAAAACAUCGUGCUCUCUGUGAUGCCUGUAUCCAUAUGCGCACGUCAUGUGAUUUAUGCGUG